AUGGCAAUGCACGAGACAACGCAAGUAGACAUUGAAUUUGGUAUAUCAGACUCAAUUCCUCUUACUAGUGAUCCAGAUAUUGAUGAAAUAGGGUCAAAGGCUUCUAUCGUUCUAGCUUACACUCAAAGUUUAGACUUGCAGCCUCCACUUGUCGUGAUUUCUGUCCUUGGGACGCUUUUGCUAUUGUUUGGUGGUACUUUUCGGCCUAUUUUCCUAGUUUUUACUAUUUGUGGCUAUGGUACUGUCUUUUCUAUCUAUUUAUCACACUGGGUACUAUCAAAGGAUUCAGGAACGGCUGAAAUGAAACAAGUUGCGACUCCUAUUCGUGAAGGAGCAGAAGGGUUUCUAAAGAUUCAGUAUACAGCCAUUGGUCGUAUUGCAAUUGUUAUUGCAGGUUUAAUCUUCUUUAGUUAUGCACUACGACCGACUAGUCUAUUAACCUCAGGUGUGGAAAAACUUGGCAAUUUGACACUUGGAAUCGUCUCGUCUUUGGCUUUUCUAGUUGGUGCUGUGUGUUCUGCUUCUGCUGGAUAUGUGAGUAUGUGGGUAUCAGCAAGAUCUAAUAUUCGUGUAACAAGUGCUGCACGUGGCUCUUAUGGAGACGCGUUGCUCGUGUGUUUUCGAGGUGGCGCUUUCUCAGCCGUGUUAGACAUUACACUUUGUGUUGGUGGAGUAACCUCACUCUACGUGACGCUUUAUAUGUUAUUUGGAUCGGUCUUACGUCCAACAGAAAUCCCAUUGCUGAUGGUGGGGUACGGAUUUGGUGCAUCGUUUGUGGCGCUCUUUAUGCAGCUUGGUGGCGGUAUUUACACAAAGGCAGCUGAUGUAGGAGCUGACCUAGUGGGAAAAGUGGAAGUGGGAAUUCCAGAGGAUGAUCCACGUAAUCCAGCGGUGAUUGCCGAUCUCGUAGGAGAUAUGGUGGGCGAUUGUGUCGGUAGUAGUGCUGAUGUGUUUGAGUCCGUUGCUGCUGAGAUCAUUGGUGCCAUGAUUCUAGGAGGCACGCUGGCACGUGAAGCACAGCUACCACACCCUGUCGCGUUUGUCUUCUUCCCCGUGGUUGUACACGCUUUCGACAUUGUCGUCAGUAGUGCUGGCAUAUUGAUGGUGAGAGCUCCCUCGGAUGUUGAAGCUUCGCGUCCCGAUCACAACCCGAUGGCUACGUUGCAAGCUGGCUACAAUGUAUCCCUUGUCCUAGCAUUAAUCGGGUUUGGCUUUACAACGCGUUGGCUCCUUUAUACGGCUGAACAUCCAAUGGCAUGGAUGAACUUUUUCCUUUGUGGAGUUGUCGGUAUGCUUACAGCGUACGUGUUCGUGAAGUCAACACAAUAUUUUACUGACUACGCCCACCCUCCCGUACGUAGCAUUGCUAAGGCCAGCACCACGGGCCAUGGCACUAAUAUCAUUACCGGCGUAGCUGUCGGCAUGAAGUCUACCGUCGUACCCACUCUCAUGGUGAGUUUCGCUGUAAUUGCAGCCUACCACUUGGGUUCCAGCUCUGGUAUUGGUGGCCAAGGUAGCCGUCAUGCUGGUCUGUUUGGGACCGCGGUGGCAACCAUGGGCAUGCUUUCCUCGGCAGUGUUCGUGCUGGCUAUGAACAACUACGGCCCCAUUGCCGAUAACGCGGGAGGCAUUGCCGAGAUGAGCCGUCAGCCGGACUACGUGCGCGAUGCUACCGACAAGCUAGACGCUGCUGGUAAUGUUACUAAGGCGAUUACUAAGGGAUACUCGAUUGGAUCCGCCGCCUUAGCUUGUUUCGUGCUGUUUGGCGCUUUCAUGGAUGAGUUCUCGGAGUUUGCGGGGCGUGAGUUCAAGACGGUGGAUAUUGCUACAGUUGAGGUUCUGGUCGGUGGUCUACUGGGUACAAUGAUGGUGUUUUUCUUUACCGGCCUAGCUGUUGCGGCUGUAGGCGAGACUGCUGGAGAGGUAGUAAAUGAGGUGCGCCGCCAGUUUGAGCUGUAUCCGGGUAUUAUGGAGUACAAGGCAAAGCCAGACUACCGCAGGUGUGUUGCACUCGUCACGAAGGCUGCUUUGAAGCAGAUGCGCUUUCCUGGUCUACUGGCUGUGCUCAUGCCAAUCUCUGUUGGACUUGUCUUCCGUGUGAUUGGCGAGUACCAGGGCAAGCCGCUUCUCGGUGCUGAGGUCCUUGCUGGCUACCUUAUGUUUGGUACGGUGACUGGCAUUAUGAUGGCCUUGUUCCUAGACAACGUUGGCGGUGCUUGGGACAACGCAAAGAAGUAUGUUGAGCUUGGAAACUUUGGAGGCAAGGGCAGUGAGGCCCACAAGGCUGCUGUCACUGGAGAUACUGUGGGUGACCCGUUUAAGGACACGGCCGGUCCGGCGCUACAUGUGGUCAUCAAGCUGCUGUCUACAACAGUGCUGGUGUUUGGUCCGCUGUUUGUUUCGCGCGAGUAG
Messenger RNA from Peronospora belbahrii, 2412 nucleotides. The record is from the annotation of a GenBank genome assembly. Lineage: Eukaryota; Oomycota; Peronosporomycetes; Peronosporales; Peronosporaceae.